AUGGUAUACGAGGGAAAACGCUCAGCCUCUUGCCCUUGUUUCUUCCUCUUGACUGCCAAGUUCUACUGGAUCCUCACAAUGAUGCAAAGAACUCACAGCCAGGAGUAUGCCCAUUCCAUCCGGAUGGAUGGGGACAUCAUUUUGGGGGGUCUUUUUCCUGUUCAUGCAAAGGGAGAGAGAGGGGUACCUUGCGGGGAGCUGAAGAAGGAAAAGGGGAUCCACAGACUAGAGGCCAUGCUUUAUGCAAUUGACCAGAUUAACAAGGACCCUGAUCUCCUGUCCAAUAUCACUCUGGGUGUCCGGAUCCUUGACACGUGCUCCAGGGACACCUAUGCUUUGGAGCAGUCACUAACCUUCGUGCAGGCAUUGAUAGAGAAAGAUGCGUCUGACGUGAAGUGUGCUAAUGGAGAUCCACCCAUAUUUACAAAGCCCGACAAGAUUUCUGGUGUCAUAGGUGCUGCAGCAAGCUCCGUGUCCAUCAUGGUGGCUAACAUUUUAAGACUUUUUAAGAUACCUCAAAUUAGCUAUGCAUCCACAGCCCCAGAGCUGAGUGACAACACCAGGUAUGACUUUUUUUCUCGGGUGGUCCCGCCUGACUCCUACCAAGCCCAAGCCAUGGUGGACAUUGUGACGGCCCUAGGAUGGAAUUAUGUGUCAACAUUGGCUUCCGAAGGGAACUAUGGAGAGAGUGGUGUUGAGGCCUUUACCCAGAUCUCAAGGGAGAUUG
Cricetulus griseus (Chinese hamster) is the source of this 727-nucleotide messenger RNA. NCBI's taxonomy places the organism in Eukaryota, Metazoa, Chordata, Mammalia, Rodentia, Cricetidae. The record is from RefSeq and is a predicted model, not a curated record.